Chelmon rostratus (copperband butterflyfish) is the source of this 8695-nucleotide messenger RNA. RefSeq names its product interleukin 22 receptor, alpha 2 (gene il22ra2). The coding region runs from base 1449 to 2102 and encodes 217 amino acids. The record is from RefSeq and is a predicted model, not a curated record. Lineage: Eukaryota; Metazoa; Chordata; Actinopteri; Chaetodontiformes; Chaetodontidae. The transcript has 6 exons. Gene Ontology annotation, molecular function: protein binding.
CUAUUUAAACUAUUCGUCUUUGACUUUUAGCUCGCUGUUUUACACAUUUUAGCUGUUCAAACUUCUCUGCUCAUUUGCCAGUUUUAUUAAUGCUGCUUAGAAGUGAGAAUUUAUACUGAAUUUACAUGAUAGACAAGAAUAGAAAUGAAUCUGUUGAAAAAUGAAAAAUUACAGUAAAAACCAAUGCACUCUUGAUAAAGUGAUGUAAAUAUGAAUUUUAAUUUGCACAAUCAGGAUUUAGUAAACCGUUCUGCAGGAUUUGACAACAGCAAUAUCUCAGUAUCUUCUGUAAAUGCGUAUAAACUCAUUAACAAUAUAAUUUACAUGAAGUGAGUGAAACGAGGCUCCUUCCAUCUCACACACAGACUCAGUUACAGCAAGCAGCUGCACGUCCAUCAGGUCACAGGUUUCGAGUAAACCGUUGAUGUUACCAUUGAAAUGUUUGGACAGCAGAUAGUUUAUCAUUUGUUCCAGCAAUGAUAAGGUGUGGAAAUUCUUCUCAAACAAAAGGACAAAGGGCAAACGUUUCACACAAUAAAAAAAAAGCAACAAAUGUCUGCGGUGAAAUUAAAGUGGGACAUUCCACUUUCCUGCUUUUAUCUUUUUUUUAUUGUAGAUGUGACCUUUAAACAUCUGCUUAGCCUCGAGAGAAGACGCUCAUUAAGCAAACACAUCAGUCGAAUCCAGAGUGUGGAGAAGCUUCUUUUGCUCUGAGGGUUUACUGGCAGUGUAGCAGGAGAGCUUCGAGGCUGAAAACUCUGUUUGGAUAAAGCUAAACUUGCAUUUUUCUUGUGCGCAACACAGAAACUGAUGAGAGAAAUGCAAUUAAAGACAAUGGAGUUACAGCUUAGUUUGUUAUGUUACUAAUUUCCUUUCCUGAAUUUAUGGUUACUAAACAUGUGUAGGUGUAAAGUUCUUUUAGGAGGGCAGGAGGGUAUGACAAUUUUUUUCAGUUUUUUACCUGCCAGCGUUCAUUUUUAUCUCUGCUUUUUAAACAUUUCCCACAUUGUGUGGCAUGCAUACAAUGUAUUUAUACCAUUACCAUUACAGUAGAACAGGCCGUCACCCCCUGAUCAAACAAGACAAGGGCAGGUUUAUUGUUACAGUCAGUGAACGCAUCAUUGCGUGUAGGCUAGGAGGUAUAGCACAGAUAGGGCUGGAACACUGGUAAAGUGAUCCAUCAGUGUUUUGCAAUGAAUCCUAUCACGUGUGAAUUGCACAAAGACGUACUUCUGGGAAAAAAAAAAAAUCAAUGACUGUCAAACCAUGUAACAUUGUCGCAGAGCACUCGUUGUGUCAGAAACGCCAUAAAUGGUCCAUGCAUCACAGAGAACUUAAAAGAGGAAGUCGCCGGCGUGUUAAAGGCGGCGGUGUUUCCUACAGCAUCAGUCCAGUGUGGCUCCUUGUGUUCGUUGGCCCGUCUGUCGUCCAGCAACAGCAUCAACGCCAUGACCCGUGUGCUGCUCGGAGCCGUGCUGCUGGGAAACCUGGCUGUCACGCUGCAAGUUCCGGCGAUCCUCGCUCCACCCGCCCAGGUGAGGUUUGACUCUGUGGACUAUAAAAACAUCCUGCGCUGGACUCCGCCCACCAGCAGCACCUCCCUGCAGUACUACGUCCAGUGGAAGAUUUAUGGGGAGUCUGAGUGGUUGGAAGUCGACGGCUGUCAGGGGACCCAGAGGCACCAGUGUGACCUGAGCGGCGUGACCUCUGAGCCCAGAGAGUGGUACUACGCCAGGGUGCACGCUUCCUCCCUGCCCUCCAUCAAAUCAGCCUGGACUCUGUCGCCAAGAUUCAGCCCACGCUGGAACACCAAAAUCAGCCCCCCUGUCCUGAGGCUGAACGUCACAGAGCAAGGGAUUGUGGUCCGCGUGAAGCCCCCGAAGCUGCACGUCCGGAAGAUGCACAGCAGUCUGCAAUACAAGAUCUACCUCAUACACACCAGCGGAGAGGAGGUGCUGUUUGAGAUGAGCUGCUGCUCUAACAGGCUGACCCUCAAAGAGCUGAACCACAAGGCCAAAUACUGCCUCCAAGCCCAGACCGUGAUCCCCCUGCAGGCCAAGAGCAGCGCUCGAAGCUCUGCGAAGUGCGUCUCCACGCUCUGAUCGCACAGACAAACCCUACCGACAUGAUACACUGAAUGUCUGGACUCCAUCGGUUCAGCUCUAAUCACCCACCGCUACCUCGACGGCUGUAGCCAUAAACAUCCGUGCCAAUUAAAGUGAUGCACUUUAUUAUUAAAAGCGCUCGGGAUCUGACUGUGUAGGUAAACUUUUCGACUUGAAUGACUUCAUCCUCCUGAACGCUGCAGCUUUUAAAAAAGAAUUCAGUCUGUGAAGGCUUCUUGGAAAUUGACAGAAUGAUCUGAACUCAUCCACUCAUCAGCUCUUUGAGCCACUGAACCUCACCGUCUUCCGCCGAUGAAGGCUGUGAGAUGUGGGUCAAAGCUCUGGAACGAUCUAGUGAGUGAGUUCAGAUUAUAUUGUCCUCUUUUUUUAUUUUGUUUUGUUUUGUUGCUCAUUUUCAAACUUUCACUUCACUUGAAGAGCACAGUGGGGUGAAUAUGAUGUGUCAAUAUGUCUUGUAUUGUCGUAUAUUCUGCAACAACUUUAAUUAGUCAGCACUCACUCAGUCUUACAGGUCUUAUGCAGUGUGUGUGUGCGUGUGUGCGUGUGUGUGUGCGUGUGUGUGUGUGUGUGUGUGCAUGACCAGAGUGUUACCUUUCAUGCAUGCUGAUAUCCUUACUUUUUCCUGUUAAAUGCACAAAAUUAAAUUUAGUUUUGUUUGCUGCUUUGUCAUCUUUUAGCAAAGCGCUUGCUAAAACGCUAUAUAAGAUGUCAGAUUAUCAGGGAGCUUUACUGUGAAUUACUGAGCAGCCGCUGUUCAGAUGCACAACUCUGAGAAUGUGUCGUGCCGGAUUUAUUUGCUGCAUGUGUAAUAUUUCAAAUAAAAGCCACAGACACUUGUCAGUUCUGUCUCACAGGUUUUGAGUUAAUUUGAGUUUAUUUUGUUGAAACUUAAAAUUUAAAAGGCUGGUGUUAUUCUGGAUUUUUCCUAUUGUCAGCCGAUCCCAUGAAAGGAUAAUAAUCAAUAAUGUGUUUAUACUCUCUCCUCAUAGUUUACUAUGUCUGUGGCGCUCAGCCCCAAACCCACUGAUUCCAGCUGAAGACUCAAUACAGCCACAAAUAUAAUCGUUAAAAGUCCUUUUUUAAAAAGGUGAGUAAUUUUCUUAAACAGCUGGGCGCUGUUGUUGUUAACAAACGCACUCAAACAGGACUAAAUAGAGCAUUUGUUGGGGACUACUUUCAGACGUGGAUGAAUACGCAUUUUGUGUGCUAGCCAGUUUUCUAGCAGGAGGAUGGUGAAUGUGGGAUCAUGGCAAUGAAGCAAGUGCAGUUGGUGCAGCACUGAUUAAUGUAAUGUGUAUCAGUAAUGGGUCUGGAAGGGAAUUUGAAAGCAGUAACAUGAUGGGGUAUUUUUAUGUUGUGGUAACGUAAACGUUCUGAGUAUUUCUUCCACCGCUGCUUAAAAUUUAUGAAAAAACAGCAUCUAACAUUUGUGGUGAUUCGGCAUCGACAGAAGAAGAAAAAAGCAGCACUAGUCUUGAUCUCGACUUUAUUCAAAAUGUUGAUAAACUUGAUACUCUUGAUCAAUCAGGCGUGAAAUAACCAAUACUGUAACGAUAACAAAAACCGCUCACUGAAACAGAUGCACUCAAAGCUAAAUCUGACACAUUCAGCGUGACAGACACGUUCAGUGAUCGACAGGAAGUGUUGCACCUAACAGGAAGUCUCGUUGUUUGAUCAGAGGGGGGAGCAGCGCUGCACUGCGCCUCUGAGGUUGUCGAGAAGUUUUCGUACAGAGCAGUUUUUCUUUGUAAGAACUCCUCACUAGCAGCUAGUUCAUUUAGUGGUUUUGGUCCUGAAGUCAGAGAGGCCUUAGUGCUGGUAAAGUUGAAUUUGGUCCCAUAGCCAGAAGCCUGAAUGCACCAUACUGAUGACUAGAAUCACAAAUAUUCUUGCUGCAGUUUGUCAGAUGUAGUGGAAUGUUUUUCUUUGCUGUUAACCUUAAUACACAAAACCUUUUCGUUAACCACGAGCCAACAAAGUUUUGUGACUGUGGACGACAAACUGCAGACUUCAAACUCAAAUACAAUAUUUUGAGGGGAAUGUACAGUACCAGUGCAUUAUGGUAUUUACAAAUUACCCUUAAUUUGUAAAAAAAAAAAAAAACAACGGGUAAAUACAGUGACAUCUUGGCUUGUGAACUGCACCUUUAACAGCUUGAUGAUUAGUAAGGCCUUUACAGUGUUUGCUUGACAGUCAUAAAAUACAGAACAUGGGAUACUUCACAUUCUAAAUCAUAAGAUGCCAUAGUGACACGCAUCAGGAAUCAAUCAUAUUUACACCAUUUGGGAGUUCAUAUCGUGCUGUAAAUGAGCCCUUGUUUCGUCCUUCAAAUUUGGACACAUUUUCUAAUGAACUUCUCAAACAGACUGAAGUAAAACAGCGAUUAAAAAGUUGGGGGGGGGUGUAAUCAUCAGUCAACAAUUACGAGAGAGGGCCCGGGAGUGACCAUGGAAGUAGGUACAGUGUAUAUCCCGCACAGUCUGACCCCCAUACUGUCAAGCUCACAGAGGUCCAGAGAAAAACCUGUUUAACAAAUCAGGAUAAUGAAGCCUUUGUUAAUCCUGAGGAAGCCAUUGAACUGGCUGCAGGUGUACAGUGUGAUAAUGAAGGGGAAACUGUGUCUGCACGCUCUGCAGCCAAGUUCUGUCCUCAAAUGUCUCCAGACAUUCCUGAGAGCUUGAUGAGAUAAAAAUCUGGCUACAAGGGGAAACCGUUAACUUCAUGUGGCUUAAAGAAAAACAAAAAAAACAAACAAAUAGAAACAAGACAAACUUGACUCAACUACACGUCAAACCAAUUAAACGUAACAUUAGAUAUUUAACUAGGUAUACUUAACUAAUAAUGGCAUUGUGGGUGAAAUCUGACACACAGUGGAGCAUUAAAAAAAAAUCAUUUGUUUGCAUAAAUUGUGUGCACAUGAUAAAACUGAAGACAUGAAUUAGACUUAAUGAGAACUUGAAGGCACAGGGUUUAUCUGGUUUACAGUACAGGUAUUGCAGUUUUGUGCUCUAAAUGUUCUUAACAGUGUCUUAAAAUCCUCCCGUGUGGCCACUCCCGGGCUGUGUAGUAAUCCUUCCACGACGUCAGGCUGACAUUAUGCUGUAGGGCUGCACCGAAUAGUCCGAAGCGUUGUUCUGUUUAAACCGGAUAUUUCUGCACAGUUGCAGAUGAAGAUCAGGCUACACUGAUAUGAUUAGUAUUGUAGAAUUAGCCAUAUUCCAGUGGUGGCUGUGUAGGACUGGACCUGACUUGUCUGAUCUAAUGUCCAAUAACUCUCGAGAAUUGGAAAAAAAAAAAAAAAAAAAAAAAAGAGAGAGAGAAAAAAAAAAUUGUUUUUUGAAUGGCUACACAUAUUUUUGUGUUGGCAAAAAUGGCAAAUUAUAUCAUUAAAGAAAGCUGAUUUAAUAAAAAAAACAUAUUCAAUCUGAUGAAUCGCUUUUUUGGGGGUGACGACAUUAUAAAACAUGACAAUGAAGCUUCAUUCGAAAACCACAAAAGCUUCGAAAAACCCCCCAAAAAGACAUUUGGUGCAGCCCUAUCACGCUGUGUCAUUACAGUUCCAGCCAAUCAGAUGUCAUCAAGGGGAUUAGACUCUACAUUUGUUAACUUGGAGUUUUUCCUGACAUGAACACAUGUGGGUGAACUCUGCUGCAGUGUGCUGACUAAAAAAAAAAAACAACCUUUUCUAUAAAUACUCUCGGAACAAUCCACAUUAGCAACACAUGACCACGAUGGGCUUUUAAAAUUUGCUCCGACUCUUAAGGGAAAAGAUUGCUUUGUAGGACUUCCAGUGUUUUUCUACCUGCAUCUCUAAAAUCUUCAGGGUAUUCUGGGAUCCAGAUCCAGUAUGUAACCUGUCCGUAGAACACAAACUGUACUGCAGCAUCGCUGACUUUUACAACAGUCAUAAAACAGCAUAUACGCAAUACAAAACAACUGCCAGCAUUAGGCUGAUGAUGAAUAAAAAGAAAUAUUUACAAACGAGGCAUAAUUAUUUUUUUGUUCAACAUUUUAAGGGUACAUGCAUGCAUGAUUCUCAAGUCAAAAAAAUCUAAAAGCGUGAUCGCACAACUUUGAAACUGACAUGGAAUGUACGUCCUGCUGGUUGCUACGGUAAGGUCAAGUCUCUUCAUAUUAAAUUACCUAUAAAAAUAUAUAUAUAAAUAAAAAGGUGAGGGUAUCGUGUUGCAAAAGCUGCAGCAGCGGUCAACGUUUAGCUGCACCGACAGAACGAGGAAGGUAGAGGGCGACAGAGAGAGAGAUGAGCAAACAAAGGUGGCAGUCGAGCACCGAGGGAUGAGAGGAAGAGCUGCUGAUCCAGCUCUGGAAUGUUCUGUUCAGGUUUCAGAACUGUGUGUGUGUGUGUGUGUGUUACAGAGUGAGACGAGGCAGUGUGUACGGCCUCACACAUUAAAAGGCCGUUCUCAAACCGGGAGGGUGCACACUCUAGAGCUGCUGUGACACAGAUGUCUUCUCGAAGUCUCAGACUUGGUUACGCUCUAGAACACUGACUCACUAUGUUCUAGAACUAAGACAAAGCUGGGUUCUAUGUUAUAGAACUUUGAAAAAAAACAAACAAGGCAGCCUGGUUCGAAACCCUCCAGGAGUUUGAGGCCACGCUCUAGAUUGUAUAGAAAGAACUGUGACCACAGCAGAUCACUUCUCAAGAGAGGAACUCUUUCUCCAGCUCGAAGACCGAGGGCCGUGCCGGGGAGCUCUGAAUGCGGCACAGCGGCACGGUGCAGUCUCGUUUCUGGCCCUCUGUGUCCAUGUCCAGCAGGGAGCAGCCCACCCCCACCUCCGAGGACAGCACUACGUUCAGGUUUUGUGCCGUCUUCUCUCCGGAGUAGUGGCCCAGGGAGUAGCUCUUGUUGCGUCCUCGCAGCAGGGCCCAGGCGUGGGGUUUGGCCCGGAACGACACCGGUCGUGGUCUGGAGAAGGCCUCACCACCAGAGGACUUCUCUGAUGCUCCGUCCUUCUCUUUCUCCUGCUUCUUCUGUGUGGCUGGAGGAGGCAGAGUGGGGGGGCCAUUAGCUGGAAACAGACAGGAAAAAUAGUUUUACAGACUGUUUACUAUAAAUGCUUACUUCCCUUAGCCUCCCGUGUUUUGCGUUACUCACUGUUGUGGUUGGUGGUGUAUUUCUUCCUGCGCAGACGUGUUCCUGUGUUGUGGUUGCUCUGCUCCGGUGGCUGGCUUUGGGUUUGCACUGGUGUCUGUGUGUUAGCUGCAGUCCUGUUACUCUGGCCCUCUGUAGAAGCUGCUGGACUGGGUCUGGGUGGCUCUGUGUGAUGAUUGACAGCCAUGAGCUCGACCUUCCCUGGGCUGGACUCUGACACCUCCGCCUCAGACUGUAAGAGGCACUUGGUGGAGUUGCAUUCCAUUAUGGCUGACAUGGAGAUGAGAUUGACCGGUUGGGUGGAGGUGUGGUUUGAUGACGCCUCGUCUUUGCGGGAGCGACCACUUGGCGGCGAGGUGCUGCGGCGGAACCGGGUCGCACGCUGAAACAGGCCCUCCUUCUUCUUCCUCUCUUUCUCCUCACGCGGGGGCUCGCAAUCGUCCCCAGGGGCUGCAUUUUUGAGAGCCUCCCUAAUGUCAUAACCAAGCACGACUGAAGCCAGCAACGAGCCGCAGCCAUACAGCACGGAGUCAGUCUUGCGGCGAGCCGGCGUCCGCUUCAGGCUGUUGGUGGGGGUGAGCUGCGGGGUGGUGGAGGUGGACGAGGUGGACGUGGUGGUGUAGGGGUCGUCUGCGGUCUCCGGUGAGCCACCCUGACCUCCUGCCCCGACCCCUGGAUCUCCCGGCCCGCAAUGCCCGCCGGGGCUCUGAGGCUGCUGCUCGUCCCUCCACAGAGGUAGAUCGAUGUACACCUGGUUGGGGAACUUGAGCUGCUUUGGCUUGGAGCUGCUGUCAGGACAUUCCUGGGAGAACGCCUCGUCUUUACCGGCACCAGCUGAAAACACACACAUUAUAAACACAUGACAGAUCCUCCUUCCCCAUACGAGCAGCACUGGUUACACUGCACUGUACCUGCCACUUGACGACAAAUAACCCUGAAGGGUAAAAUGAGGACAUUCAACCCCGUUUUAAAUCUUAUGAGUAAACAAGCACUCAGAUUUAAGUCUGUUCAGCAACAGUUCUUAGUCACUUUAGACAAAAUGUCAUGCCAUGACAGUAAUUAAUUAAAUAUGAAACAAAUAUGCUUAACAUAAAUAAACACACAUAUACACAUUUUAAAAUAUACAGCAUCACAGUGGAUUUUCAGCUCACCUUGUUCAGCAAACAGGGCAGCCAGGGGGACAGACUUCUGGGACUUGACCAGGCUGGUGGACCAGGGGUUACUGCCGUCUGACAGAGGACGCACUCUGAAAACGACAGACAUCAUAAAUACUCAAGGCAAAUAGAAAUUCUACCAGUCAGUAGAUGUUCCUGUGGAGCAACGCACAGACUCGAGAUGGUGCUGUUGACUGAGUGGGUCUCAGGAUGCAGUGAGGCCGACAUUAUCUUUGAGCUGGUUAUGCAGAGGGUCUGUGUUACUAUGCACCAGAGCUAACAGAGGAUUUCAAAGUUC